CUCUGAAAAAGACGCCACACCAUCACCACAAAAACAAGACUUAUCACCGGAAAAAUCGGAAAAUGAAAAGCAUUCAGCAGGUUCCCGGCAGGCAUCUUCCACCGACCCCGCUGGCUCGUCCACCUCAGCCGCCGAGGGGAAAGUGGAAGAAGUGGCAUCCAGCAGUGUUGGCUCGGCGUCCUCAUUCUCUCCAACAGCGGGAGAAGACAGUCCUCAAAAAGUACGUGAAACCGAUGUGCCUGCCACUGAGGAUCACUUUGAACGUGAACAGGAGCACUCGUCUCUCAGCGUGGUUCAGCCGAUGACGGAGCAGGCUGAAGAGGCGGCUGUCGCCACUCCGCAGAGGAAAACCACUGAAGAUUGGCCGCAGCACAGCACUCUAUCUGAUGCUUCAGAGGACGUGGAAAAGUCGUCAUUCCAUCCCGCCCCGCCCACCAGCGACGAACAAACCGUUGACCCCGAGGAGAGGAAGGACACAAAUCCCCACACUGCCGUGGGUGCGAGCAGCGGCCCCGACUCAUCCCACAGCACCGAGGUGGCGCCCAUGGACGGUGCCACAGCCGCCCAUGAGCCCAGCACAGACCCGAAAACUGCUAAAGGCCAUGAUGAAGUGUUGGAUGGCGAUGAUGCCGCGCCGGGUAAUAAAAGCACAACGCCUGGGGAAACCAAGAUCCCAUCGGGGUCCAACGCCACAUCGCUCUUGGACCAUGACGUUUUGCUUGACCACGGGCAUUUGAGCGACUUGGCGGCCAUGGCUCUAACUGGUGACAGCACCGUGCAUGGGUGUGUGUCUCGGGUGUUGUUGCUGCUGCUUCUGGGGCUGUGGGGCACCGCGGCUCUCUGCUGA
Trypanosoma cruzi is the source of this 847-nucleotide messenger RNA. Its product is annotated as trans-sialidase, putative. Lineage: Eukaryota; Euglenozoa; Kinetoplastea; Trypanosomatida; Trypanosomatidae. The record is from RefSeq and is a predicted model, not a curated record. The transcript has a single exon. The annotation marks the transcript as partial.